CCUUCCCUCCCUCGGCCUCCCUGCCUCCGCCCUCCGCCCUCCCACCCCCACUUCCCUCUAAAGCCGCUCGCCCGCCCACCGGCUCUCCGCUAUGUGCUUUUGCAGCGUGGCUUACGACAGGGAACGCAAACGAAAGCAAAGCACAGCAAGGGGCUGAGCGAGAUGAGAAGGGUAGUAGUUGUCGUCCAAGACGAAGCAGAAGUAGCAGCAGCUAUGGUAGCAGUCAUCCCUGGUAUGGAUUCUUUGUUGUCGUCGUUGUCGUCAUCAUCAAAUAUACAUAUCUCAUGGACAAAUGCUCCUGCUGCUGCUGCCUACACCUCGCGGUGGAUGAACAACUGUCUUUCAAGUUGAUUCCAGCAGAGCUGAAUAAUUAGGAAGCAAGCAGCUAUCGAUUGCCGUCUUUGAAGAAAAAUAGAUUUGAAACUAGCGGGUGAAGUUUAAGAAUCCAGGAACGUAGAAACCGGGUUAGCGGCUGUGAAGGGAUGUAUCUUCAAUUGACUAGCCGAUUCAAGCAUGCGAGAGCUAUCUAGUAAAUCGUGGAGUGGCUGUUAACAAUGGCAUGCUUUUUUUCGAGGCCAUGCACCGACCUACUUGCACCGGAAGAGUUGUUUUUCUGGGGAAGCUCAACGCAGCAAUCCUGAGCUUGCUUUUAGUAUAUGGAUUGGGGACUGAUCCACGCGUAUGCGUACCUGGCUGGUUUCUGUGGAACACUACAAGAUCUAUUUAUCUGAAGCAUUUGAGAAGGGCUGCUUCAGCUGAUGUAAAAGCUGGAUUGCGGACUUAGAAAAAGUAAGGCGGGGCUGUUGGAGCGCACUUCUGUUGAAGAAAAUGGCCUGAGUAGACGGGACAUAUGAUUUAUUGUAUAAAUUAUGAACUUCCUUUUGAACUGCACGAUUCUCUGGUGCAUGGCAGUUUCGAAAUGUGGGUUCCUUAUUUGGACAAAGACGUCGUAAUCCAUCUUCGUUUUGGCUCUGCUCUAAUCCUCAUUCAUUUUUUUAAAAAAGAUGAUUAGAAGAUAACAUGUGAGCUCUUCGAUGACUGUCUCUUAAUUACAGUAUGUGGUGGAGGUAAAGGUUUGAAAAUCUUCCUCUCAGCGGAGCCACAUCCAACCAGUAACCAUUGCGGCCUUAAAGAUGCCCUGGUUUUCCAGGUCCAAGGAUAAGAAGAAACCUACGACUGGAGGUGGAUUAUUUGAUGGGCGGAGGCAUAGACGGUCACGUGCGGGGGAUGAAGAUGGAAGUAGCAAGAACAACUCCCGCCACAGUUUAGAUUUGGUUUCGGAGGCAGGUUCUGGCUCUGGUAAAUGCUCUCGAUCACCGUCACCUUCAUCCCCUAGCAACAGCAGAGGAAGGCAUUCUCAUGGGCAGCCGCUACCGUUACCAUGUGCACCUCCCAUGAAACCCGUAGAGCGGACGUACUCAGGGAAUCAGUUGCCCAGUGCUCAAACAACUUCGUUGCAUCAUGCGCCGUCUUUGCCCUUGCCUUCACCAACCCAGGUCGUCCGGCCAAUGGAGUCCCCCGCUGAAGCGGACUAUAUAUCAGGGUCUUCAAGUGUAAGCUCGCUUGGGAGUGUUGAAGUUGCGGAUGUUCGACAUGGUCGACCAAUGCCGACUAACUCAAAUCUUCGACCAAUGCAGCAGGAGAGUGAACCCCUCGAUCAGCUGCGGCCUGUGUUUCAAAUGAGUCAAGGCUCAGCAACGCCGCGGGGGAGAUUGGUUAGGAACGAACCAGCUCGGAUUGAGACACCCCGCUCUACGAGUCCCCUCCCUGGCAGUCACCAACCUGUUACCUCUCCCACGUCACGGGCCUGGUCUCCAAUAUGGCAGGGAGAAGGAUUGUACCCCCCUGCUGCUCUGAAGAUCCCUCAACCUGACAGCUCAAUGUCAAGCCCUGCUCCCAGCCCCCGCAGUUUCUUGCCACAGCAACGUAGCGUGGAGCCUUUAGUAUCCGGGUCGGCUAGUCCUCGCUCUGGGAACACUUCUACGUACAAUUCUUGGCAAGGAGAUGCAGUCCCCCCGUGGCCGCCUUCUCAAUUUGAAGAGAGGUCUCCUAGUCCUAGUCCACGAUUGAGAAGUCCUGGUCCUAGCCGUACUCCUAGUGCAACUGUUUCUCCUUUGCAUCCACGGGCUGGAAUUCGGGCUGGCGGCGGGCCUGAUUCGCCUACAACUUGGCACGAAGAAGUCCAGGGUCGGUGCCCGUACGCACCACAGCCAUUGCCGUUGCCUCCCUGGCCCACGGGCAAUAACAGCCCUUACACUUCUCCGCCUGUUACCUCAGGGCCUAGCACACCGACCAUGCACUCUCGUCAUCCAUCCAGGACUAACGAACCCUCUAGGAGUGCAGAUUCAUCUGUACCUGGAGUUCCAACCAAAUGGCAGAAGGGGAGGCUUCUAGGGAGUGGAACCUUUGGAAAUGUUUAUGUGGGUUUCAACAAUGAUAAUGGGGGCUUUUGUGCUAUGAAAGAGGUUCUCUUGGUUUCUGAUGAUCAAAAGUCGAAGGAAAGUGUCAAGCAGUUAGGCCAGGAAAUAAGUUUGUUGAGUAAGUUGAGGCACGAGAACAUUGUACAGUAUAUUGGCACAGAAACGUUGGAGGACAGGUUGUAUAUAUAUUUAGAGUUUGUCUCAGGUGGAUCAAUCCAUAAACUACUCCAAGAGUAUGGCGCUUUUAAAGAACCGGUUGUACGCAAUUACACUCGUCAGAUCCUCUCUGGUCUAGCUUAUUUGCACAACCAAAAUACAGUUCAUAGGGAUAUUAAGGGCGCCAACAUUCUUGUAGACACCAAUGGGAUGGUGAAACUUGCCGACUUUGGCAUGGCGAAGCAUAUUUCUGCUCAAUCUUUUCUCAAGUCCUUUAAGGGAAGCCCGUAUUGGAUGGCUCCUGAGGUGCUCAAGCACACGGGAGGUUACGAUUUAGCUGUGGAUAUUUGGAGUCUUGGUUGCACUGUACUUGAGAUGGUGACUACUAAACCUCCAUGGCACCAAUAUGAAGGGGUUGCAGCAAUGUUCAAAAUUGGGAACAGCAAAGAAUUACCUGCUAUUCCAGAUUCAUUGUCCAGAGAGGGGAGGGACUUUGUAAGGCUAUGUUUGCAACGAGAUCCUGCCCAUCGGCCAACAGCUGCCCAACUGCUAGAACAUCCUUUUGUUCAGGAUGCCCCACGCGUCUGCAGACCAGAUGAUACCCUUGCUGGAGCUGAUUUUGUUCCGAAUACCGUUACUACGAAUAGGGCUGCGAAUGCGACAUCGAAUAUGGGACGAGGAAAUGCUUCUCCCAUGCACGAGACUGAUGCGAGCUAUUCUCCCCAACCCAGAAAAAGAGUUUCAACCAGUGAACUUUCACCGCGAGGACAUGGUUCAGCCGCACUUCCAGCCGUCAACACAAAGGUUUCAGGAACACGAAUAGGGCAUCAGGGCCAUAGCGGGAUGUCAACCCCUAUGAUAAGCUCUGGAUCGUCGACCCCGCCAGGUGGAGGCUAUGGCACCUCACCUCUACUCCCUAAUCAGGUGUAUGGCGCACUGUCUACGUAUCCUAACGAGGGAUAUGGGGGAAAUACCUCAAGAACACAAAGUGGGCGUUAUGCAGGUACCUCCUUGAUGAAUGGAGGUGGGGGAUACCCUGAACCUCGAAAAGACUAUCAUCGAAAUACGCCUCCUCAGCAACGUACACCAGAAGGUAGCCCAAGGAGACGUUUAAACCACAAUUCUAAUGUAGAUAAUAAUAUACUAGAGAGUAACAUAUUCGCAAUCGGUAGAAUGACAGUAUCUGAAGAUGAAACGCAACACCGCGGGAACGGCACUUUUGGUGAGCAUUUAUCUCCACAUUUUCACCACAGGGCAGGGUCUAGUCAGCAGAGUCCGCCUUUGCUUAGUCGAACCAACAGUCACGAAUUUAAUCGCCCUCGGCAACCUUGAGUUGAAGUGAUAGAAAAAGGGGCUGGAGUUUGAUUUAAUUGCAAUCCGCAUUUGUAGAACUUAUGAUAUAUUUAUGGAUGGUCGAAGUUUGACAUGUAAGAAUGGGAGCUAGAGUAGAUCCUCGUUUCUCAAAUUUUUGCACUGUUUGAAUCUGCUUCUGUUGAACGUUUGACGACUUUGGAUAGGUCAUCAACGAUUCUUGAUCACGGAACUGUAUGCUAUUCAUUCCAUUGUAGAUUAUAAUACACUAGGAUAUAUCUUUCGUAAGAGUGUAGAGUGGGUAAUCCAGCAUCGUGGAAGGUUCUGCCACUUACUGCUUGGAACUCACCAAAUAAUCGAAGAGCCAUCACUUCUGUACUGCAAAUUUUAACGUAAAGAAUAUGGAUUGCCAAAGAUGUUUACGAACA
Physcomitrium patens is the source of this 4315-nucleotide messenger RNA. Its product is annotated as mitogen-activated protein kinase kinase kinase YODA. Gene Ontology annotation, biological process: protein phosphorylation; MAPK cascade. The record is from RefSeq and is a predicted model, not a curated record. Gene Ontology annotation, molecular function: ATP binding; MAP kinase kinase kinase activity. Gene Ontology annotation, cellular component: cytoplasm. NCBI's taxonomy places the organism in Eukaryota, Viridiplantae, Streptophyta, Bryopsida, Funariales, Funariaceae.